AUGGCUGUGCUCGUGCAGAUGAUUGCCAAGAGGCAAAGCAAUAACUUUGAUGAUGAUGAUGUCGAUAAUAACUGCGAAUACUAUGGAAGCUGUUAUUCUACAUGGGGCAGUUGGGGACGAUGGGUUGUACUAGUUCUCAUAAUUCUUGCCUUUGUUCUUCUGGCUUUCGGUUUAUCAUGCAUCAACUCCCGUCGUCGUCGUCGUCAAGGAAUCCAACCAAUGUAUGGUACAGGCUGGAUGGCCAAGCCACCUCCAUACGGUCAAUACAACAACCAGGCCGGAGCUUACAACUACGGUCCCCCUCCCCCAAUGUAUACUCCAAAUGGACAAAUCCCACCUCAACAAACGGGCAACACUUUUAAUAGUAAUGAUGGAUAUUACGGACAUCAUGGUCAACAUGGUCAACAUGGUCAACCAGAUAUCGAAUUGCAACAACCACCAAAUGCCUAUACGAGAGGCGGAGAUGAUGUUUACCAAGCACCAAUGGGUCCACCACCUACAAAACACACCGAGGGAGAUGGAAUCAUUCGAUGA
Messenger RNA from Botrytis fragariae, 534 nucleotides. RefSeq lists its product as uncharacterized. NCBI's taxonomy places the organism in Eukaryota, Fungi, Ascomycota, Leotiomycetes, Helotiales, Sclerotiniaceae. Gene Ontology annotation, biological process: vesicle-mediated transport. Gene Ontology annotation, cellular component: intracellular membrane-bounded organelle. The record is from RefSeq and is a predicted model, not a curated record. The transcript has 3 exons. Bases 1 to 534 code for a protein of 177 amino acids.